GUCAAAUUCAUGGAUGUGUGUUUCUGGUUCAAUAAAAAAGUAUGGACAUCAAAAAUAUUCGUUUUUGAGUCAAUAUUUCUCAGUCAUUUCCAAUCAAAUGAAACAAAUGUAACAAAAAUUCACUCAAUCAAAGCAGUUUUUGUCAAAACGUUCAGAAAUUUCACAGAAAUACGUAUUAUUUUGCUAUAUUUAAACGGCAAAAAUUUGACACAGCCCUACUCAAAGGCAAUUACAUCAGCAUUGCUGAGGGUAUGUGUGUGCGUGUGACCAAACAUGCACAGGGGCAUAUACAUUGAAAGGCGCGUAUUAAAAAAGUAAGAUGGCCGCUCGUUCAUGAAAAAUAGUUCGCACGAGAGAAAGUCAACAUACAUAACUUUUCUUAUGGUGUUCAAAAUUUUUUCAAAUCAGUCCUAAUCUAGAUUAAUUAAUUUUAUUCUAUAAAAUAGUUUAAAAAACGAUAAACAAAAACAACCAAUUACGAAUUGUGAUAAAACCAAAUGAAAAACAACAACAAAAAAUUAUAGAAAAACUUUACAACAAAUUAGUUUUUUUUUUCUUUCUGAACGUGUAACAAAAAAAAUAUUGAAAAGGCAUUGCUUUUUACAUUUUGACAGAUGUUGAAGGCUACAUACGACGGAAAAUACGAAAUUCAAUAAGGUGAAAAAUAUUUUGGUAGAGAAUUUUGUGCUGUUUAUUGAUUGAAACGAUUGAGAAGUAUUGUACUUUGGAAUUUGAGAGAGUGUGAUCGAAUUUUCCUUGGGGGGUACGCAAUAGUAAAUCGUAUCUUGUGUGGUGUAAAAAACAGUGAGAGACUUCAUUCACAUUCUAACAACACGAAGAAGUGCACAAUAAAAUCGAAUUACUGAUUUUAUUUUACAACCAAAUCCAAGUGAAUAAACCAAUUCGUAGGGAUUUUUCAAAGAGACAACAAUUCGUGACAUCUUCGAUAAGUGUUCAGAUUACAAUAUUGCGCAAAAAAAAACAAGCAAGCAAGCAAGCAACCUAAUUACAAACAGCAGAGACAAGAGAUUAUUUUGUGAUUUUAUGUGUGUUCAAUAGACAAAAAAUGCAGAUAAAUCAUCCUGAUGAAUUAAAAGCGUGGCUGACUGUCGUCUUAGACCCAUUAUGUGACGCCGAUCCGGCCGCUCUAGCUCGUUAUGUUUUGGCCUUACUGAAAAAGGAAAAACCACUCCAAGACCUACAGCAAUGCAUGAACGAACAGUUAGAUGUGUUUUUGGGUGCUCAAACGCGGCCAUUUUUAGUUCGUCUAUUUGAAAUGAUUGCCAGCGAAGAGUAUCUCAGAAUAAAUAAUCAACCUGCCAUAAACAACGACCCGUCAGCGGUAGCAUCAAAUUUAGCGCCAAUACAAUCGUUUCAAGAAACACAAUUAGCUGCAUCUUCGGCCGUCGUCGCUGCCGCAGCAGCUGUGGCUAAUGACACGGAUUUGACUGGUGUUGUGAAUUCACCGCGGCAAAAUGCUGGAAAAUCGUCUAGUGAAUAUCGGCAUACGAAAACAUCACCACGCUUAUCAAAUGAACAUAAUCCAGCUAAUAAUGAUAAUGACAUCGAUUUCGUGAAUACAUCGCCGCUCGGUUCGUCGUCAAUAUCAAAAUUGCGUGAUGUGAGUCCAAUAAGCCCCGCAAAACAUGGAAAUGAUAACGAACACCAUCGGAAAGAGCAACGACGUCGUUCGGCGCGUUCACGAAGCCGAUCGAGAUCACCACGCGGUGCAUUACGUCGCGGCGAACGCGAUAAUAAAUAUGGCUCACGACCGCAUUCAUAUCGAAAUAAAUCACCUUCGAACGAUCGUGGUGGCUCGAAUCCAUUUCGGAGAAAUUCAGGCCAUGAACCACGAUCACCCAAGUACUAUAAACGUUCUGACUCACCCGUUGAGGGUGAUGAUCUUAAGGGUACACGUUCGUUGUCACCGGCAGCCAAGAAAAAUGACCGAUGCAGAGAUUUUGAUGAAAAGGGUUAUUGCAUGCGUGGCGAAACAUGCCCAUGGGAUCAUGGAGUGAAUCCAGUCGUUUUGGAGGACAUUAACAAUCCAACAUUGAUGUCGAUUCAAGGACCGCAGAUACGAGGUUCGGCUGAGUACAAUCCGGAUGCACCCGAAAUUUGGACGCAGAGCGGCAGCUUUUUGAAUGGUCCAAAUCGUGUGGGUCCACCAAACAAUGCUCCAUUGAAUGCAUUUCAACGAAUGCCAGCCACUGGUGCUGCGUACCGAGUGGCACCACCGUUCCCAUUUCCGCCAAAUGCGGGAACGACGCCAUUGCAACGUGAACUAAUUUCGGUGCCAGUUGUCGAGGCCAAUUCGGGCGGUGAUAUUUCGGCGACCAGCCAAAAACGACGCUACGAACCAGAAGAUACGGUUGCUGUUGCUGAAGGACCGACCAAACGUAAACCAAUCAAUAGUCGGUUAGGUCCACCGAAUCGAGUCGGUUUGCAGAGUAAUUGUUCGCUGGAAUUGCGUAAAGUUCCACGAGGACUCAAUUCGAUCGCCCAUUUAAACAAUCAUUUUUGUAAAUUCGGAAAAAUUGUCAAUAUCCAAGUUUCAUAUGAAGGCGAUCCGGAGGCAGCUAUCGUUACCUUUUCAACGCAUGCUGAAGCUAAUGUUGCAUACCGUAGCACUGAGGCCGUUUUAAAUAAUCGGUUCAUCAAAGUCUUUUGGCAUACGCCCGGCUCGAAUGCAGGCACAAUCGACGGCAAUCAUAAUACAACGCCAAACGCUAAUGCCACCUCAAACACCAGUGGACCGACAAAAGAGGAAAAUUCAUCGAAUAACUUUGGACGCAAGGGCAAUCAAUAUAGCUUGAACAAUACUGUUCCGGCGAAUCCAACACCAGCUUCAACUGAAUUCACAAAAUCCGGGGCUAGUCUGACCACAACAAAUAAUAAUGCCUCAAAUGUAUCGAAUCCUGCAUUUUCGAAAACGAAUACCACUCCAACAACAAUACCACCCACAUCGGCCCUAACAACCAAUCGCAAUCGCAACAGUAGAAUAACACGUGCUCCAACCGAGGCCAUUCGAAAGAAGAAGGAAGAACAGGUCAAAGCAGCCGUUCAACUUGCACAUGGCCUGCACAAGCGAAAACAUGAAUUGUUGCAGGGCUAUUUGAAGCAGAUGCGCUCAUGCGUAGAAUUAGUCGAGCGAAUGGACAGCACUGAUCCACAGCGUACCGGCCUAUUGGCUACCAUCAAGAGCUUGCAAAAUAAUAUCGAUAAACUGAAUAAGGAAAUUGCAUCCGAUCAGGCACAAAUAACAGCACAAAUUCAACCAGUGCCAAACGUAGCCGCAGCAGUCGCAGUGCCACAUCCCUUCCGUAAAUCAAAAGAAUUGCAAAAGAAAGAACUGCUUGACAUUGAACUCGAGCUGAUUGCUCAGCAACAGGAUGGCAAUGAUACGACCGACAUUCAGAAGCGCUUAGAAGAGCUGCAGAAAACAUUGGGAACCGUACCGAAGCAACCGACAUUUCCACCCAAACACAAUGCACGGGUUCGUCCAGCACCGGGAUCGACCAGCUUUGAUCGUCGACCAACCACAAUUUUAGUCGCCGGUUUCAGUCCAGAUGAAUGCGAUGCUGUUUUGGGUCAUCUUAAGCAUUUUGGUGAAAUCACCAAAAAUGACAUUGACAAAACGACACCGUAUCUGAAGUUGACCUAUGCAACUCGAUUGAAUGCGGAGCAGGCAAUGCUGCGUGGACGUCAUUUUAAUGAGAAACAAUUACAAAUGUCCUGGUUCGUUCAAAAUGCUGAGCCACCAAAGAUUGCAUCCGAAGAGGAGCUGUUGGAAGAGAGCGUUACCGAUGACAAUAUGACGUCCGAAAUUCGUUUGGAGGAUGAGGAAGACGAUGAGGAAGCCGAAGAUCGUUCGUGGCGCCGUUAAACGUCGAUUGCUAAACUCAACUAUUACAAUAUAAUCUGAAAGAAUAAUAAGAAGUCGAAUGUUUCUACCCAACAGAGAAACAAACACAACACACACACUAAACGAUAAUAAAUCUAUUGAGAAAUUCAAAUAUAUUUAAAUAAGUUCAGCGCUUUUACAAUUUUACACGAUUUUGAUUUUGAAAGAAAAAAAACGAGAACAUCAACAACACAAGGGAAAUCAAUUUAGUUAUUUAGGAAAGAAAAACAAAACAUUUAUAAAUGCUAGUUAAGUGACUACAAAACAGUGAAAUUGUAAAUGUGUUGUGAACCGAAAUGGAAUAGAAAAAGAGAAGGGAUACGUAGGCAAAAAAAAGUGCGCGGUGAACCAACCCAUCCAACAACAUCACUGCUCCAGGAUAGAUUUAUAAAAUUUAGAGCAUCAGCAAAUGAAGCAAUGUUAUUGUGUGCGAUCCAUUGAUUACUAGGGAGGGGGCUAAACGGAUUGAAUUGUUGAAAUAUUUGGAUGACGAUAGAGUUGCCAUCGAAAGCAAAUAACCUAAGCUUCACACCUUCUUCUCUGAAAUCAAUUUUGGAUAUAGAAUUUGUUUUUUUUUUUUUCAUUUUUUUUUUCUUUUUGAUAGUUUUUAAUUUUAUUAUCAACACAAUUUUAUGCAUUAUUUUAUUAAAAACAAAAACCGAAACGAACAUAUUUUUUCUUAUGAAAAACAUCUAUUUUUCCUUAAGAGAGCAUUAAAUUUAAUUGAAUGUAAACAUGAGAGAAACAAUUGAAUCGAUUGGACGAUCGGACCAAUGAUUAAUUUCAAAAUCAUAUUCAGUUCGGUUAAAAAUUUAAACAAUUUUGUUGCCAAAUGAAUUUGAGCAUUAACUAACUAAGUGGUUAUAUAAAACAGAGAGAAGAAGAGAAAAAAAAUCGUAAAUUUUUUGGUGUUUUUAUACACACUUUUCUAGUAAACGUGCGCAAGCGAAAAACAAAUUUUUAAAAUCACAACAACUGCAAGGAAAAUGUUUUUUUUUGUAUGUUUAAGUAUAUUUUUGAGCGUUAGUUGUACAUGCCCGGCAAAAACAUGAACGAGAAUUUGGAAUAUCAA
Molecule: messenger RNA, 4976 nt
Organism: Sitodiplosis mosellana (orange wheat blossom midge)
Lineage: Eukaryota; Metazoa; Arthropoda; Insecta; Diptera; Cecidomyiidae
Gene: swm
Product: zinc finger protein swm
Exons: 4
Coding region: 1067-3886 (939 amino acids)
Biological process (GO): mRNA processing
Cellular component (GO): nucleus
Molecular function (GO): metal ion binding; RNA binding
Source: RefSeq, a predicted model, not a curated record